Molecule: messenger RNA, 722 nt
Organism: Asparagus officinalis (garden asparagus)
Lineage: Eukaryota; Viridiplantae; Streptophyta; Magnoliopsida; Asparagales; Asparagaceae
Exons: 5
Coding region: 81-470 (129 amino acids)
Cellular component (GO): nucleus
Molecular function (GO): RNA binding
Source: RefSeq, a predicted model, not a curated record
UAUACUUAUUAUAUUCACAUUUUGGUGCUAUUAGGUUUAGGGUUUUAGGGCUAGGGUUUCUCUUCUUCGUCUCUCUAAAGAUGGCAAUGGAGGAGAUCACGGACGCAGUCGGGAGCCUCAACAUCAGCGACGGCCACAAGAAGAACAGGAUCCAGGUCUCCAACACCAAGAAGCCCCUCUUCUUCUACGUUAAUCUCGCCAAGAGGUACAUGCAGCAGCACAAUGAGGUUGAGCUAUCUGCUCUUGGGAUGGCCAUUGCAACAGUCGUCACGAUUGCUGAGAUUCUAAAGAACAAUGGACUUGCUGUUGAAAAGAAGAUCACAACUUCCACUGUUGAUAUGAAGGAUGAAUCAAGAGGGCGAUCCAUCCAGAAGGCUAAGAUUGAGAUUUUACUAGGGAAGUCAGAGAAGUUCGAUGAGCUAAUGGCUGCCGCUGCUGAGGAAAGAGAUGCAGCAAAUGCCGAGGAAUAAACUAAGAAUAAAUGUGUUGCUUUUGCUCCAGAUUAGCAUCGUGUAUUGUUUACUGCAAUUGGUAGAUUUCUGCUUAAUCUAAUUUUGAGAGAAGUUGGUCAAAAAAGUUCGGCCUUGUGGCCAUUGUAUUAGUGACUAACACCAUGGCUUAUUGUGUCGGAGAUGGAAGUAUAGAUAUUUAUUUUGUAUGACUGAUUGAGGAUUGGUGUUUUCAUAUCUCGGUUAAGAACAUCCGGUGCCAUUUUCCUCCAA